AUGAGCGCCGAAGGUGAAAAGGCCAGACAAUCUGGCGAAAUCUCGCGCCCUGAGCCCACCUUGCCCACCGUCAACCCCGCGGUUGACAAGCCGGAGCCUCCCAGCCCGACCUUCCACCCGGCCGUCUACGUUACCGUCUGGAUUACUCUGAGUUCCAGUGUUAUCCUGUUCAACAAGCACAUCCUCGAUUAUGCUCAGUUCCGUUUCCCCAUCAUUCUCACAACAUGGCACUUGGCGUUCGCGACUUUCAUGACCCAGCUUCUGGCUCGUACUACCACUCUGCUCGAUGGCCGUAAGACGGUCAAGAUGACUGGUCGUGUCUACCUGCGCGCUAUUGUCCCCAUCGGUCUCUUCUUCAGUCUGAGUUUGAUUUGCGGCAACGUCACUUAUCUGUACCUGAGUGUUGCUUUCAUUCAGAUGCUCAAGGCCACUACUCCCGUCGCUGUCUUGUUCGCUACCUGGGGUAUGGGUAUGGCUCCGGUCAACCUGAAGGUCCUGAUGAACGUCGCCCUCAUUGUUCUUGGUGUUGUCAUCGCCUCGUUCGGUGAGAUCAAGUUCGUCUUCAUUGGUUUCAUGUUCCAGAUUGGUGGUAUCAUCUUCGAGGCCACCCGUCUUGUCAUGGUCCAGCGUCUCCUCAGUUCUGCCGAGUACAAGAUGGACCCUCUGGUCUCUCUGUACUAUUUUGCCCCCGUUUGCGCUGUCAUGAACGGUAUCACCGCUCUCUUCCUUGAGGUUCCCAACCUCACCAUGGGUCACAUCUACAACGUUGGUGUCUGGACUCUCUUGGCCAACGCCGUUGUUGCUUUCUUGCUCAACGUUUCCGUCGUAUUCUUGAUCGGCAAGACUUCUUCGCUCGUCAUGACCCUCUGCGGUGUCCUCAAGGAUAUCCUCCUGGUCGCUGCUUCGAUGAUGAUCUGGCAGACCCCCGUCACUGGCACCCAGUUCUUCGGUUACUCGAUUGCCCUCAUCGGUCUCGUCUACUACAAGCUCGGUGGUGACAAGAUCCGCGAAUACACUGGCCAGGCUGGUCGCGCCUGGGCUGAGUACGGUGCCACCCACCCCGCUCAGCGCAAGUUCGUCAUCAUUGGUGCUGUUGCCCUCAUCUUUUUCCUGUUCAUGGGCACCAUGGGCCCCAGCUACGCUCCCGAGUCGGUUGACCGGGUUAAGGGCAUGCUUGGCGGUGCCAGCGCCGGAAACGCAUAA
Messenger RNA from Aspergillus chevalieri, 1203 nucleotides. RefSeq names its product UDP-galactofuranose transporter (gene glfB). Gene Ontology annotation, cellular component: endosome; Golgi apparatus; trans-Golgi network. Gene Ontology annotation, molecular function: antiporter activity. The record is from RefSeq and is a predicted model, not a curated record. The transcript has 4 exons. Lineage: Eukaryota; Fungi; Ascomycota; Eurotiomycetes; Eurotiales; Aspergillaceae. Bases 1 to 1203 code for a protein of 400 amino acids.